UUAACUGUUCGCUUCUGUCAGUUGUUUGUCGUGAAAUAUCAGGAAUGCUACCUGUUGAUACAGAAAUACAUCUGCAACAUUUCCUGGAAUCUUAGAUGUGUUUGAUAUAACGGGUUUGUGUUACAGCAGUAACUUUUCAGCAGUUGUUUUAGUGUUUGUUUACACCACACUCUGUCACGCAAUGUAAUUGUCUUCUGACUGUCGCCAUCCUUUCGUUUUGCCUCUGUUUUGUUGAAGUUUUUUGUCUACUUUUUGCAAAUCAUUAUUUAUCACCAGUAUAGUAAUGUACCUGAGAAUUGUGAUUUCAAAAGUCAGAAAAUCCGUCAUGGGUUCUGUAUGUGUUGACCAUUUGAAGGCUUAGUCAGCAUGAGUUCACUCCCUAAUGUUCAUUCUGAAACUGCAAACAAUCUUAGAAAAAGAAUUAAAAGAAAUAAGAUGGGUCCUCAGACAGAGGAAGAGAAUUGUGAAGUCAUUGAGAUGACAGAGCCAAUGCUGGUGCCUGAGAGCAAUAAAGAUGAUGAUUGGGGAAAUAGUGAAGAAAGUGAAUGUGAAGUUAUGCUGAAGACAUCAAUUCCAAAUUUGGUCAAUAAUUAUAGUGGGGAAGAGAAUGUAGAAGGCUUCUGGCCCCUUGCAUUCCAAAUAUUUUUCCCAUUCCUUAUUGCCGGAUUAGGUAUGGUAGGAGCUGGAAUUGUUCUGGACAUUGUUCAGCACUGGAAUGUAUUUCAAGUGGUGACAGAGCUCUUCAUUUUGGUACCUGCUUUAUUAGGACUUAAAGGAAAUCUUGAAAUGACCUUAGCUUCAAGGCUAUCAACUCAAGCGAAUCUCGGACUAAUGGAUUCAGUGGAUCAGCGUUGGAGUCUUAUUAAAAGCAAUUUAGCUCUCAUCCAAUGUCAGGCAAUAGUCGUAGGUUUUCUGGCCUCGAUAGCUGCAGUGAUAAUGGGUUGGAUUCCUGAGGGUAGCUUUGACAUAUACCAUGCACUGCUAAUUAGCGCAAGUGCCGUGUUAACAGCUUCCUUUGCAAGUUUUGUUCUCGGUAUCAUUAUGGUGGUUGUGAUAAUUAUUUCUCAUCGGUUCAAGAUUAAUCCUGACAAUGUGGCGACUCCUAUUGCGGCCUCUUUGGGUGACUUGACUACUUUGGGACUUUUGGCAACAAUUUCUACCUUGCUUUUCAAUGCAAUCACAAAUGUAGAGGCUGGGCUUUGGUGGAUAUCUCCUUGUAUUCUUUGUGCCUUUAUCGCAUUGCUUCCAUGGCUAGUAUGUGUCUCCUCUUCCAACACAUUGACCAAAGAAGUCCUGUACUCCGGAUGGUCUCCUGUUCUAGCAGCUAUGGCAAUCAGCAGCAUGGGGGGUGUAAUAUUAGACUGCACGGUUAAGGCUUACAAAGGGAUCGCCGUCUUCCAGCCUGUUAUUAAUGGUGUAGGAGGCAAUUUGGUAGCUGUUCAAGCGAGCAAGUUAUCAACUUGGCUACAUCAGCGUGGGCGAAUUGAGGAAGCGUCCAUCAAUGGCAUGGGCGAUGGCAACAAAACCUUUUUUUGCGUCAGUCCUAUAUCCACGUUCUGCACGGGUGGUCCUCACGCGAAAACAGCUCGAGUUCUUCUGUUACUGGUACUUCCUGGGCACAUAAUCUUCACCCUUGCGAUAUAUUAUCUACAAGCAGGGCAUACUAGCCUUACUCCGGUGUUUUUCGUGAUAUACAUGUUUUCCGCUUUUCUUCAAGUGUUACUCUUGCUGUAUAUUGGCCAUGUAAUGAUUUUAUGGAUGUGGAGCCGUUCCAUCGAUCCAGACAACUCUGCGAUACCUUAUUUAACUGCAUUGGGUGAUCUGUUGGGAACGGCCUUUCUAGCAAUGGCUUUUCAUAUUCUGUAUCUAAUUGGUGAUAAGGACGCCGAUGUCGGUGACUAAGUACGCACGAAUUAUUGAAUGUAUUAAGUAUUAUUUCUCCACUGACCCCAAAAAAUUCUGUAUUAUAUCGUGAAAAAAAAAAUAUGCAUACUUACUAUUCGAUUCUUUGUUGCCCUUUUUUCUGUUGGAUUCUAUACGUUAGUCUAUGAAACAAGAUUGUAUUUGUGAUUAAACAUUGAGAAAUAGACAAAUACGGGAUCACGGUACAGAAA
Molecule: messenger RNA, 2114 nt
Organism: Daphnia carinata
Lineage: Eukaryota; Metazoa; Arthropoda; Branchiopoda; Diplostraca; Daphniidae
Product: solute carrier family 41 member 1-like
Exons: 10
Coding region: 367-1902 (511 amino acids)
Biological process (GO): monoatomic cation transport
Cellular component (GO): plasma membrane
Molecular function (GO): monoatomic cation transmembrane transporter activity
Source: RefSeq, a predicted model, not a curated record